Molecule: messenger RNA, 1394 nt
Organism: Neohortaea acidophila
Lineage: Eukaryota; Fungi; Ascomycota; Dothideomycetes; Mycosphaerellales; Teratosphaeriaceae
Product: ATP-grasp domain-containing protein
Exons: 5
Coding region: 55-1296 (413 amino acids)
Biological process (GO): tricarboxylic acid cycle; succinyl-CoA metabolic process
Cellular component (GO): mitochondrion; succinate-CoA ligase complex
Molecular function (GO): succinate-CoA ligase (ADP-forming) activity; ATP binding; metal ion binding
Source: RefSeq, a predicted model, not a curated record
AGCAUUCAGCAUCCGCAGAGAAGUGAGAGGUGCCGAAGGCCGUCACGAGCAAACAUGUUCCAGACGCCUUCGUCCAGCUUCAUCAGAGGCGCUCGAGCACUCACGCAGCGGCAGCGGUCGAGACUGCCGCAACGUCAGGUCCGGCAACUCAGUCUCCAUGAAUAUCAAUCGCAAAAUCUCCUCAAAGAGUACGAUGUGCCUGUGCCUCGUGGAAUACUCGCCCGGACACCAAAAGAAGUGGCAGAUGCUGUCACGAAGCUUGGCGGAAAAUGUGUGGUAAAAAGCCAAGUGCUCAAGGGCGGCCGAGGGAAGGGCCGGUUCGACAGCGGGUUGCAGGGCGGCAUACAAGUUGUCGACGAUGCAAGCUCGGCGGAGAAGCUUGCAGCUCAAAUGUUGGGCCAUCGCCUCAUCACCAAGCAGACCGAUGAGAAAGGGCUGAGCGUGAACAAGCUCUACGUCGCCGAGACGAUCAAGUACGACGAUGAGUGGUACCUCGCCAUGACCAUUGACCGGGAGAACUACAGCCCGGCCAUCAUCGUCUCCAAGGCCGGCGGCAUGGACAUUGAGACGGUGGCAAAGGAGCAUCCCGAUCAGUUGCUCACCUUCCACUUCAGUAUCUCGCAGGGCAUCACCCCCGACCUUGUCAAGCGUCUCUCGUCCGCUCUGAAGACCUCGGAGAAAGAGACCAAAAACCUGGAGACCAUCCUCACCCGUAUGCACAAAGUCUUUACCGCCAAAGAUGCAACACUUCUCGAAAUCAACCCACUCGUCCGAUCUUCCGACGGAAACUUCACCUGCCUGGAUGCCAAGUUUUCCUUUGACGAUGCCGCCUCACCACGUCAGAAGGAACUCUUUGCACUGCGAGACUCGGACGACAUUGAGCAAGACCAGUCGACCGAGAUGGAGGCCAAGGAGUACGAUCUGGUGUACAUCCGACUUGACGGCAACAUUGGCAACGUGGUAAAUGGCGCCGGACUGGCCAUGGCCACGAAUGAUGCAAUCGCCUAUCACGGCGGUUCCAGCGCCAACUUCCUCGAUGCCGGGGGCCAGGCCACGCAGCAGACGAUGCAGAAGGCUUUCGAGAUCAUCUUGCGGGACGAGAGGGUGAAGUGCAUUCUUGUCAACAUCUACGGAGGCAUCAUCAGGUGUGAUAUGAUUGCAGAGUCUAUCAUUGGUGCCGCGAAGGAAUUGGGCUCCUUCCGCGUGCCAAUUGUUGUCAGAUUGCAGGGGACAAAUUCCGCCGAAGGGUUGAAAUUGGUAAGCAGUUCCCUACUCUUCAGCGUUGUGCCGCACUGACAGACGCGUUCAGGUCGAAGAAUCUGGGCUUGGGCUACAUUCAGAAGCGGAAUUUGGGGAGGCGGCGAAGAAAGCAGUCGAGCUUGCGAAAUCAGGGU